Messenger RNA from Syngnathus acus (greater pipefish), 1232 nucleotides. It is a transcript of the gene mrpl3, whose product is annotated as mitochondrial ribosomal protein L3. Gene Ontology annotation, molecular function: structural constituent of ribosome. Gene Ontology annotation, cellular component: mitochondrial large ribosomal subunit; ribosome. The transcript has 10 exons. Bases 150 to 1172 code for a protein of 340 amino acids. Gene Ontology annotation, biological process: translation. The record is from RefSeq and is a predicted model, not a curated record. NCBI's taxonomy places the organism in Eukaryota, Metazoa, Chordata, Actinopteri, Syngnathiformes, Syngnathidae.
ACUCAAGUACCGGAAAUAUACGGGGUGACAUUUGGAAAAAGACAACAUUGGCGACAUGUGAAUGCAUGCUUACAGAACUAACUAGUUAAAUUGUGAACGUUUCUUUUUCUAUUUUUUAUACAUAUUUAUAUUACAAAGAACAUAACCACAUGGCGGUGUGGGGUUGCCGCUUUCUUCAGAGGGGUACUCGUCUGAUUGCUCUCCGAGCAGCAACUGAAAGCUCCAUUCAAUCGGUAACUUGUGUCAGAACUUUGAGGUCGGCAACAUGGAGUGACGAGCACCUCACAGAAGAGAACCAACAGUACUUAAGGAGGGAAGCAGCCAAGGAAUUCAGACAACAGACUGCAGACAAGCUCAACCCACUAAAAGAUGAGCCUUGGCAGCGACAUGAAUGGACAGAAGGGAGUCGAAGAGUUGGGCUGGUAGCUGUGAAAUUGGGGAUGGCUCCUCUGUGGACAAAAACUGGAGAAAGGCAUGUCGUCACGAUGCUGCAGGUUCAGGAUUGCCAUGUGAUACAGCACAUACCUAAAGAAGAAUAUGACGGAAACACCGCUGCUCUGAUUGUAGGAGGCAAAAAUGUAUCGCCAUUCCAAAGAUCUGAAAAGCGAGUGGAGAUGUUCAUGAAUGCGGGAGUGCCUCCAAAGCAGAAAAUCACCACCUUUAAAGUCUCAGACAACGCUAUCAUUAAACCUGGCACUCCUCUGUACGCUGCACAUUUCCGUCCAGGCCAAUACGUGGAUGUCACAGCCAAAUCUAUUGGUAAAGGCUUUCAGGGAGUGAUGAAGCGUUGGGGAUUCAAAGGUCAGCCAGCAAGCCACGGACAAACAAAAACACAUCGCAGACCUGGAGCUUCCGGACCCGGAGGAGAUCCAGCCAAGGUUUUUAAGGGGAAAAAGAUGCCAGGGAGAAUGGGCAACAUUUACAUCACAGCUUCUGGACUGAAGAUAUGGAGAGUCAAUACCAAGCACAAUGUGCUGUAUGUUAACGGCUCCGUCCCUGGCCACAGGAACUGCUUACUGAAGGUGAGGGAUUCAAAUCUGCCCACCAGGUUGUCCACUUUGCGCAGCCCUCCUUUCCCUACCUUCUUCAUGGAGGAGGAAGGCGACCUUCCCGAAGACCUCUACGACGAGGACAUGUUCAUUCACACCGAGGAAUCAUUAUCGCUCACCUGACUACACACGCACGCCCCUUAAUGAAAUUGUAAGCCUCCAAUAAAGUGUAACUCGGUUAAA